AUGUCAUGGAAUAACUCAUCUCCCACAAACCAGAGGAAAUGCAAUUGUGGAUUAUCUUUAGCAAAAUUGACUUCUUGGACAAAUGAGAACCCUGGGAGGAAAUUUUUGGCUUGCAAGUUAUAUGACCCUAAAACUGAAACAAGGGGGUGCAAGGCUUUUGAAUGGGUGGACAAUGAAGAUGGUACUGAUUGGCAAAGAGUUGUCAUUAACCAACUGCUCCUUGACAAAAAGUUUAUGAAAGGUGAAAUCAACUCUUUGAAAAGGGAUGUGGAUGACUUGACUGGCCAGAGAAGAUGUUUGCUUAAUGAGGUUGACACCUUACAACUGAAAUGCAAGGCCCUCACUGGUGAUAGGAAGAAAUUGAUCAGAAGCAGUGGUUGUGACAACAAGCUCCAAGUUUAUUUAGUUGUGUUGUGUUCAGUUUUGUUGGUUGUCCUAGGUUAUCUUGUAAUGAAUAAAAUGGUUUAA
Molecule: messenger RNA, 468 nt
Organism: Chenopodium quinoa (quinoa)
Lineage: Eukaryota; Viridiplantae; Streptophyta; Magnoliopsida; Caryophyllales; Amaranthaceae
Exons: 1
Coding region: 1-468 (155 amino acids)
Molecular function (GO): zinc ion binding
Source: RefSeq, a predicted model, not a curated record